AUAUAGUCGAAAUUAUCGAGAGCAUAUCCUAAUAAAUUAAAUCAAAUAAAUAAUUUUAAAAAAAUAGAGUGGCAUUCCAUUAUUGUCAGGAUAGUAAUUUGGACAAAUAUCUCCGUCCAUCUAAUAUAUUAUCUCUUACUUUCCUUUCUUGUUUCGGUUUGCCAAACAUGCACUUUUGUGUAAUAUAUAUAUAUAAUCAUCAGUAUGUAUAGCAGAAUUAUAUUAAUCUAUUGAUCAAACUUCUCUCCAAUGGAGGCAGAGGCAGAUGCAGAGGCAAAUGAUAAGUGGGAAGGGAAGGUUUCUGCAAGGCUAACAAAAGCCUCUGCAGACCAAAUAUGGCCUCUGUUCAAAGAUUUCUUCAACUUCCACAAAUGGUUUCCUAGUCUAGCCACCAGCUAUGGCGUCCAUGGCACAAACGGUGAACCCGGCUGCAUCAGAUUUUGCUCCGGUUUCUCAAUUCCAUCCAACGACGGUGACAAACCACCCGUUAGCUGGUCCAAGGAAAGACUCGUAGGCGUUGAUGAAGCUGAACAUCGCUUAUCCUAUGAGAUCGUCGACAGCAAUAUCGGAUUCAACUCCUAUGUGUCCACCUUUGAGAUUCUUCCCAUAGACGGCCAUGAUCAUCAUCAUCAUGAUUGCGUGAUUGAGUGGUCCUUCACCGUUGAUCCUGUAGACGGUUGGGUAUUGGAUGAUUUGGUGGGGAAAUAUCAGGUGGGCUUGCAACGCCUGUCUCAGAGAAUGGAGGAUGCAUUUGCAAAUUUAGAGUAAUUAAGAAAAUAAAUAAUAGUCAUGCAAAAAAGAAAAAAGAAAAUAAAUAUUGUCUGUCUUCACUUUAGCUUUGUCAAUUUAUGAAAUUUUAUAAUCCCCAAUGUCUAUUGAAGCCUCUUUUCCUUUUUAUGACCUAUGGAGUAGAGAAUUAAGAAUCAGAGACCAAUUAAAUGGGAUGGGAGUGUGGUUUCUUACGACAAGGCUAUAGAAAAGACAAUAGUUUAUAAUUAGAAGUCAACCUUUUUGACCAAAUUUGUUUUACCACAUGAGAUUAGUACUUGGAAAAUGAAUGCAAUGAUAUUAUUUAAUAAACAAAAUUUGGUGAGAAGAUUUGCUUCCUCUAGAACU
Messenger RNA from Ziziphus jujuba (common jujube), 1116 nucleotides. RefSeq names its product lachrymatory-factor synthase. The coding region runs from base 250 to 768 and encodes 172 amino acids. The record is from RefSeq and is a predicted model, not a curated record. The transcript has a single exon. NCBI's taxonomy places the organism in Eukaryota, Viridiplantae, Streptophyta, Magnoliopsida, Rosales, Rhamnaceae.